This is a messenger RNA of Dicentrarchus labrax (European seabass), 1450 nucleotides long. It is a transcript of the gene aga, whose product is annotated as aspartylglucosaminidase. The transcript is spliced from 10 exons. The record is from RefSeq and is a predicted model, not a curated record. Gene Ontology annotation, molecular function: N4-(beta-N-acetylglucosaminyl)-L-asparaginase activity. Gene Ontology annotation, cellular component: lysosome. The coding region runs from base 477 to 1316 and encodes 279 amino acids. Gene Ontology annotation, biological process: protein deglycosylation. NCBI's taxonomy places the organism in Eukaryota, Metazoa, Chordata, Actinopteri, Moronidae.
GGAAGUUUAAAUGUAACGUUUCACGAAACCAAAGUGAAGCUCUUCUCUACAGCGACUUCUCCUGUAUUCAAUAUUAGCGGUAACCACCUGCUCGGUUCGGCAGUCCGCGGGAAUAUUUGGCGUUAAAAACAGUAAUGAAUAUAAUAUAACGACUAGCAGUCGUCUGUGUGGCGUUGUAAUGUUAAUGCAACGUUUUGUUUGGACAAAAUGUUUGUGUGGCUCCUAUUGUCUACCUGUUUAGCCUUACUGUUUCCUCUGGGACACACAGCGCUACCUCUCGUUAUCAAUACGUGGCCAUUCAAGAAUGCGACUGCUGCAGCUUAACCGCACAACUGUGUAAGAUCAGAGACGUAGAUGGGGAGAGGAAAUGGGCAGAACCCACCAUGGCUUCAUAACUGCCAUUGCCAGCAUGGAGUACCCUGCAGUCCGGUGGAUCAGUGUUGGAUGCAGUGGAGAGUGGCUGUGCCCGUUGUGAAAUGGAGCAGUGUGAUGGCAGUGUAGGCUAUGGUGGGAGCCCAGAUGAGUCUGGAGAGACCACGCUGGAUGCCAUGAUCAUGAACGGGGAUACAAUGGAGGUGGGUGCAGUUGCAGACCUGAGAAGAAUCAAGAAUGCCAUUGGAGUAGCGAGAGCUGUAAUGGAGCAAACUUACCAUACAAUGCUAGUAGGAGAGUCGGCCUCAGUGUUUGCUGAAAACAUGGGCUUCGUCGCAGAAGACCUGACUACCAACAAAUCUAUGAACAUUUUCUCACAGUGGCUGAAGGGCAACUGCCAACCUAAUUAUCGAAAGAAUGUGUUUCCAGAUCCUUCCAAGUCCUGCGGACCCUACAAGCCGAGGGCAACACUGAGACAGAACAAGUGGGCACAGCAUGCUAAUACACACUCCCACGACACCAUAGGGAUGAUCGCUCUUGACCAAGAUGGGCAUGUGGCUGCUGGUACAUCCACCAAUGGACUAACUCACAAAGUCCCAGGUCGAGUUGGGGACUCUCCUAUUGUUGGAGCAGGGGCCUAUGCAGACAGCUCAGCUGGUGCUGCAGCUGCUACUGGAGAUGGCGACGUCAUGAUGCGCUUUCUGCCAAGUUACUUGGCCGUGGAGCUGAUGAGGGCCGGGGCAGAUCCCUCGGCAGCCUGCAAGACGGCCAUUUCCAGAAUCAAGAGGCAUUACUCAGAAUUCUUUGGAGCCAUCAUCUGUGCUAACACAACAGGCCAUUAUGGUGCUGCCUGUAACAAAGUCCCUGGCUUCUCCCAGUUCCACUACAUGGUGUCAAACUCUGAGUCAGACACACCACUCCUGAAAUCUGUUGACUGCUUUUAAAUGGUGUAUGAUUGUGUGUAUCUCUUUUAUAUACAUAAAUAAAUUAACAGUCCAUACAGUAUUUUUAGAUAGAUGAUUCUGGUUUUAAUUCAUAAAUAAAAUGUAAUAAAAAAACGUGUCAUUGGAAAUUUGAA